Messenger RNA from Abrus precatorius (Indian licorice), 808 nucleotides. RefSeq names its product MADS-box protein SVP-like. The transcript has 8 exons. The coding region runs from base 1 to 636 and encodes 211 amino acids. The record is from RefSeq and is a predicted model, not a curated record. NCBI's taxonomy places the organism in Eukaryota, Viridiplantae, Streptophyta, Magnoliopsida, Fabales, Fabaceae. Gene Ontology annotation, molecular function: protein dimerization activity; RNA polymerase II cis-regulatory region sequence-specific DNA binding; DNA-binding transcription factor activity, RNA polymerase II-specific. Gene Ontology annotation, biological process: positive regulation of transcription by RNA polymerase II. Gene Ontology annotation, cellular component: nucleus.
AUGACAAAACCAAAGAUAGAAAUGAAGAAGAUAGACAACAUCGCAGCUAGGCAAGUGACUUUCUCGAAGAGGAAGAGAGGGCUUUUCAAGAAGGCACAGGAGCUUUCAACUCUUUGUGAUGCUGAGGUAGCUGUCACAGUCUUUUCUGCUGCUGGCAAGCUCUUCGAAUACGCUAGCUCGAGUGUUCAGCAGGUAGUUGAAAGGUAUAAUCUUCAUGCAAGGAUUGACAAAUUACAACAUCCAUCUGUAGAGCUGCAGACUGACAAUGACACCAACAACUACUUUGUGAUGCGCAAUGAAGUGGCAGAUAAGACUCGUGAGCUAAGGAAGUUGAAGGGAGAAGAGCUGCAAGGACUAAAAAUUCGAGAAUUACAGAAACUAGAGAAACUACUAAGGAAGGGUUUGACCCUUGUGUCAAAAGCAAAGGAUGAAAGAAUUGUGAAGGAUCUCACAACGCUCAAGAAAAAGGGAAUUGAACUAACGCAAGACAACCAAAGACUGAAACAGAUACAAAGUCUUGGAAAUCAUCAAGGGCAGUCAUCUAAGUCAAUCAUUGUUGGCAGCCCAUCAAAUCAUGCUAAAGAAUCUGAUAAUGAUGACGCUUCUCUCCACUUGGGGUUGUCUUUGUUUGAAUGAAAAGUAAAUGUUUGGAAGAGUCACAUGUUCUCUUCCAUUAUCUACCAAGACGCGAGCCUUUAAUAAUGAGAUGUGUAUGAAAUGUUACAAAGCUAAUUAGAUAUCCUGUUAUAUCUAUAAUUGGAACUGUCAGUUACUAAGCAUCAAUUUCUCCAAUAAAAGAAUAUAAAAA